GAAAUAAGAUGGCGGCGCUGCGGGCUAUCCGAGGGAUGGUGAACGGAGCUGUGUCCGAGCUGAGCGGCGGCGGCGGCGGCGGCGGCGCGCGGGAGCAGGCGGCUGCCAUCACCCGCGACUACCUCUCUCAGCCCCGUCUCACAUAUAAAACAGUAUCUGGAGUCAAUGGGCCACUGGUAAUCUUGGAUCAAGUGAAGUUUCCUAGAUACGCAGAGAUUGUGCAUUUGACACUUCCUGAUGGAACAAAGAGAAGCGGGCAAGUGUUGGAAGUCAGUGGAUCCAAAGCUGUGGUUCAGGUUUUUGAAGGAACUUCAGGAAUUGAUGCUAAGAAAACAUCUUGUGAAUUUACUGGGGAUAUCCUUCGAACCCCAGUAUCGGAAGACAUGCUCGGGCGUGUGUUUAAUGGAUCAGGAAAGCCCAUAGACAGAGGCCCUAUGGUCCUGGCUGAAGAAUACCUUGAUAUCAUGGGUCAACCAAUAAAUCCUGAGUGUCGAAUCUACCCAGAAGAGAUGAUUCAGACUGGAAUUUCUGCUAUAGAUGGCAUGAACAGCAUUGCCAGAGGACAGAAAAUCCCCAUUUUCUCAGCUGCUGGCUUGCCCCAUAAUGAGAUAGCAGCGCAGAUCUGUCGCCAGGCAGGCUUGGUGAAGAAAUCCAAAGAUGUGAUGGACUACAGCGAACAGAAUUUUGCCAUUGUGUUUGCUGCUAUGGGAGUGAACAUGGAAACGGCUCGGUUCUUCAAAUCAGACUUUGAGGAAAAUGGCUCCAUGGACAACGUGUGCCUGUUCUUGAACUUGGCAAACGAUCCAACCAUUGAGCGCAUUAUCACACCUCGCCUUGCAUUGACCACAGCAGAGUUCUUGGCUUAUCAGUGUGAGAAGCAUGUCUUAGUUAUCCUGACAGAUAUGAGCUCCUAUGCCGAAGCUCUGAGAGAGGUCUCAGCUGCCAGGGAAGAAGUGCCGGGUCGGCGUGGCUUCCCUGGUUACAUGUACACAGAUCUUGCCACUAUCUAUGAACGGGCGGGAAGAGUGGAAGGCCGGAAUGGGUCCAUUACUCAGAUUCCCAUACUUACUAUGCCCAACGAUGAUAUCACUCACCCCAUCCCUGAUUUGACGGGAUACAUUACUGAAGGACAGAUCUACGUGGACAGACAGCUGCACAACAGACAGAUUUACCCACCUAUCAAUGUACUUCCCUCUUUGUCUCGAUUGAUGAAGUCUGCUAUCGGAGAGGGGAUGACCAGAAAGGAUCAUGCUGAGGUUUCAAACCAGUUGUAUGCCUGCUAUGCCAUUGGGAAGGAUGUCCAAGCCAUGAAAGCUGUUGUAGGGGAGGAAGCCCUUACUUCAGAUGAUCUUCUCUAUCUUGAAUUCCUGCAGAAGUUUGAGAGGAACUUCAUUGCUCAGGGGCCCUAUGAGAACCGCACUGUUUACGAGACGCUAGACAUCGGCUGGCAGCUCUUGCGUAUCUUCCCCAAGGAGAUGCUGAAGAGAAUCCCGCAGAGCACCCUGGCAGAAUUCUACCCUCGAGACUCCACUGCAAAGCACUAGCCGCACCUUUCAGCUUUGUGAAAACGCUGGGUUUUUUUUUCUUCCCUUGUGUUGGUGUUUACUUGUCCUCCCUGUAAUUAAACCAAGAAUAAGUGACAUAUUCGUGCCAGUGUUCCUGAUGGGCUGAAGCUGACAGAGUUUAAAAUAUUGCCCCCUUUCUCAGACAACUGGGUCUUGAAUGGUUUACAUUAACAGGGGGGCAGGUAUUGUAUCAUACUAGCUCUGCCGAUUGUAUCAUACUAGCUCUGCCCUCUUGGUUUACUGGGGGGAAGUUUUUGGAAGUG
Molecule: messenger RNA, 1828 nt
Organism: Gekko japonicus
Lineage: Eukaryota; Metazoa; Chordata; Lepidosauria; Squamata; Gekkonidae
Gene: ATP6V1B2
Product: ATPase, H+ transporting, lysosomal 56/58kDa, V1 subunit B2
Exons: 14
Coding region: 9-1544 (511 amino acids)
Biological process (GO): ATP metabolic process; proton transmembrane transport
Cellular component (GO): proton-transporting V-type ATPase, V1 domain
Molecular function (GO): proton-transporting ATPase activity, rotational mechanism; ATP binding
Source: RefSeq, a predicted model, not a curated record